CGUCAGUCGCGCCUCCUCCACAUCCGCGCACCCGGAAACUGAUCAGUGCAACAAAAGCAUCGCUUUCUGCAGGCAAUAAACUCCAUCAGCAUCAUGUCAGAUAAAAGUGAGCUGAAGGCUGAGCUUGAGCGAAAGAAACAACGCUUGGCUCAGAUUAGAGAGGAGAAGAAGAGAAAGGAGGAGGAACGCAAGAAAAAAGAGGCUGAGCUGAAGAAGGUGGCCGUCCCACAGCAGGAUGACUCAGACCUGGAGAAGAAGCGCAGAGAGGCGGAUGCUCUUCUGCAGAGUAUGGGCAUCACGUCAGACACACCUGCGGUUCCUGCACCCGUAUCUCCCACGGCCAAAUCUGUGGGAACUCCAAGUGAGGCAGGGAGCCAAGACUCAGGAGAAGGAGUCACCGGACCAAGGACUCUGCACUGGGACUGCGACCCCUCUACUCUUCUGCUUCACUCUGAGCUGGGACGUGGUCCUCUGAAGUUGGCAAUGGCGAAGACGACCCACGUGGAUUUCCCACCCAAAGAGGUGGUGUCCUACACCAAGGAGACGCAGACGCCCGCCACGACACAGCAGAAAGAGGAGGAAGAUGAGGAGGAAGAGGCCCCAGCACCACAACCAGAGGUCGAGGCAGAGAAAGAGAAACCAGUGGAGAAACACGAAGAGGAAGCGGCCCCUCAUGAGCUAACAGAGGAGGAGAAGUUACAGAUUCUGCACUCGGAGGAGUUCAUGGAGUUUUUCGAUCACAGCACACGCAUCGUGGAGCGCGCUCUGUCCGAACACGUGGAUGUUUUCUUCGACUACAGCGGCCGGGACAUGGAGGAGAAGGAGGGUGAGAUGCAGGCUGGGGCGAAACUGUCUCUGAACAGGCAGUUUGUGGAUGACCGCUGGUCCAAACAGCGAGUGGUAACCUGUCUGGAUUGGUCCCCACUGUAUCCAGAGUUGCUGGUCGCCUCUUAUAACAACAAUGAGGAAGCCCCACAUGAGCCUGAUGGAGUGGCUUUGGUCUGGAACAUGAAAUACAAGAAGGCCACACCGGAGUAUGUCUUCCACUGUCAGUCUGCGGUCAUGUCCGCAGCGUUUGCAAAGUUUCAUCCUAACCUGGUUGUCGGUGGCACUUAUUCAGGACAGAUCGUCCUGUGGGACAACAGAAGUAACAGGCGCACCCCUGUCCAGAGGACCCCUCUCUCUGCUGCGGCCCACACGCACCCAGUGUACUGUGUGAAUGUGGUUGGCACACAGAACGCUCAUAACCUCAUUAGCAUCUCUACUGAUGGAAAGAUGUGCUCCUGGAGUCUGGACAUGCUGUCUCAACCACAGGACAGUAUGGAGCUGGUGUUUAAGCAGUCUAAAUCCGUUGCGGUCACCUCCAUGUCCUUCCCUCUGGGUGACGUUAAUAACUUUGUGGUGGGGAGUGAGGAUGGAUCAGUGUACACAGCCUGUCGCCAUGGCAGUCGGGCAGGGAUCAGUGAGAUGUUCGAGGGACAUCAUGGUCCAAUCACAGGCAUUCACUGUCACACAGCGACUGGGCCGGUAGAUUUCUCUCAUCUCUUCCUGACCGCCUCUUUUGAUUGGACUGUUAAACUCUGGAGCAGCAAGAAUAACAAGCCGCUGUACUCGUUUGAGGAUAACUCGGAUUAUGUUUAUGAUGUGAUGUGGUCUCCGGUACAUCCCGCCCUGUUCGCGUGUGUUGACGGACUCGGACGCAUCGACCUGUGGAACCUCAACAACGACACCGAGGUGCCCUCUGUCAGCGUGGCUGUGGAAGGGAGUCCUGCUCUGAACAGACUGCGCUGGUCUCAGUCGGGUAGAGAGAUCGCCGUCGGGGACUCAGAGGGACAGAUACACAUCUACGACAUCGGCGAGCAAAUCGCAGUCCCACGGAGCGACGAAUGGACCCGGUUUGUGCGAACGCUGGCGGAGAUCAACGAGAACCGCGACGAUGCGGAGGAGCUGGCCGCCCAACGCCUUUCCGCUUGAUCCUCACGGAAACCAGCAAAGCUGUAAUCAUCUCUCUCUUUGGAAAUGAAAUUAUUUGUGUCUGCAAACCUUUGAUUCUGCCUUUUGUUUGGAAUGAAAAUAUGUGCCGUUGACCGUAGGUGUGCGAUUCAUAGUGCGAGAGCAGAAGGCCUCCCUGUCGCCCCACAACCAGAAGCCUUAACAUUUGCAUGCAAAAACAAAAACCAUAAUGAAUGUUUCUGUUUUUCUAUCCAGGUAUCGCUGAGCGUGCUAAACUCUCAGCUCAUUAUGCACAGCCAAAUAUAAACCAUUUACAAAGAUAAAUCUCAUUAAACCGGUGUCUGGCUCAUAGUUCAUCCCCAAAAUUAAAAAAGAAUAAAGAAAGAAAAUACUUAUAGAUUUUCAUGA
This is a messenger RNA of Rhinichthys klamathensis goyatoka, 2361 nucleotides long. It is a transcript of the gene dync1i2a, whose product is annotated as dynein, cytoplasmic 1, intermediate chain 2a. The record is from RefSeq and is a predicted model, not a curated record. Gene Ontology annotation, biological process: transport along microtubule. Gene Ontology annotation, cellular component: cytoplasmic dynein complex. The coding region runs from base 94 to 1974 and encodes 626 amino acids. Lineage: Eukaryota; Metazoa; Chordata; Actinopteri; Cypriniformes; Leuciscidae. Gene Ontology annotation, molecular function: dynein light chain binding; dynein heavy chain binding. The transcript is spliced from 17 exons.